Messenger RNA from Benincasa hispida (wax gourd), 645 nucleotides. The record is from RefSeq and is a predicted model, not a curated record. Lineage: Eukaryota; Viridiplantae; Streptophyta; Magnoliopsida; Cucurbitales; Cucurbitaceae.
AUGAGAAGGUUUCCUAAGGGACUGAAGGACAAUGAGAAAGGUAUUCCAGUCAAUAUCCUAAGAGUGACAGUACUCAUUUAUAACCACAUGCACGUAGUCAUAUCGACGUCGAGGGAUGAGCAAAAGGGUUCAUCUCUGACUAAGGUUGGCAUUGAGGGUGUAGAUCUAAUAGUUCACUCUUCAACUAAGGAUAAAGGGUUUGAGUAUUACUUAGCAGGGUUUGAGUAUUACUUAGCAGAGAUAAAUGGAGCUAUGGUUGAUGAGAGAAGUCAAACAAUGAUGAGAGCUAAAGGUCUGGAACUGAAAGUACACGUUACUACCACUGAGAAAAGAGGAACAUCCUCCCAAAAGCCUGAUGUUGCUUCCUCUUCACAGAGUAAGAGUAUGCCUAUUAAGAAGAGCAAAGGGAAAGGGAAGAAGAAAACCGCUAGCAAAAAAGUUUACUCUAUCAAGAACGCCUUUGAAGAGUUAAAGGCAACCAUGAUAAGAGGUCCUAUCCUUGGUCUAGUUGACGUGUCAAAGUCGUUUGAGGUAGAGACAGAUGCAUCAGAGUACGCUCUCGGGGGUGUCCUCAUGCAGGAAGACCAUCCUGUGGCCUAUGAAAGCCGGAAACUGAACAAUGCCGAGAGGAGAUAUACAGUUUGA